Vigna angularis (adzuki bean) is the source of this 4491-nucleotide messenger RNA. RefSeq lists its product as uncharacterized. The coding region runs from base 96 to 4133 and encodes 1345 amino acids. Gene Ontology annotation, molecular function: transcription corepressor activity; acyltransferase activity, transferring groups other than amino-acyl groups. The record is from RefSeq and is a predicted model, not a curated record. The transcript has 11 exons. Gene Ontology annotation, biological process: negative regulation of DNA-templated transcription. NCBI's taxonomy places the organism in Eukaryota, Viridiplantae, Streptophyta, Magnoliopsida, Fabales, Fabaceae.
UCUUCUGUUAUAAUUCACUCUGCGUAUAGUGGCAGAAUGUGAGAGAGACUGCACUCUCUAACAAAAAAUAGUGUUGUCGUCGAACUCUUGCUCCAAUGGUAAUGAAAGGUCUUGAUAAUGGGAGCAGAAAGCGCAAACGACAGACUUCAAGAAAGCUUGGAGUGGAUGCAAAAGUGGAGGUGCGGAGUAUGGACAACGGGUUUCAAGGAUCGUGGCACCCCGGGACAGUUAUCAUGUGUGAGGAUUUGCAACGGCGUGUCAGAUAUAACAAUAUUUUGGAUAACGAGGGGGUGUAUAAUCUUGAGGAGGUUGUGAUUGUUUCAAAAGCUUUGGACGGUGAUAUUGAAUGUGCAGACUUCUAUGCACGCGGGUUCAUCAGGCCACUGCCUCCUUUGGUUGAGUUUGAUAUGGGGGACCUUGUAUAUGGUUUAUGUGUUGAUGUGAACUAUGAGGAAGCUUGGUGGGAAGGAGUUAUAUUUGACUACUGUGAUGGAAUGGACAAGAGGAGUGUGUUUUUCCCUGAUUUGGGUGAUGAAAUACCGGUUGAAAUUCAUCAGUUGCGGAUUACUCAGGACUGGGAUGAAAUUACUGAGGAGUGGACCCGACGAGGGAACUGGGUGUUUCUUGAUCUGGUGGAGGAGCAGAAGAGGAACUUGUUUGUCACAGUUUCGGCCAAGCAGAUUUGGUAUGAUAUACGCAUUAAAAAGGAAUUUGAGACGAUUAGAGAGUGGACAUGUAAUUUGAAGUACUUGUGGACCGAGUUGAUAAAGGAGAUAAUUAAUCACUACUUCUCUCUAACGUUAAAGGAAAUUAUCUCUGUCCUAAACCUUCCUCGGAGUCUUUUAAAUGAAACACCAGAGCAUGAAUUUGCUGAAGCUAUGCCUAAUGUUGACUUAAGCAUGAUCUGGCAUAAUAAGCAAACUGCUGUGCAGAAAGGAACUGUCCCUCGUAUUAAAGGGACCUUAUCUGACGUUCAAAAUGAAAUUAGACCCUGUGGUGAUAGUCCUUUUGAUGAAAGCAGAGAAGAUAGAUCCUCAAGUCAUUUAAUGUCCUCUUUUUGGAAUCCUGUGAAGUUGUCUGGGGUUGAAUUAUGCCCUGAUGCUGUUAGGGAAUAUCCACUUGCUUCCAAACGUGAAGUUAGGGCAUUUUGGAUGGACAAAUUACAAAAGCAUCUUUUAUGUCUUGGAUGGAAAAUUGAAUGGUCAAAUAGAUUAAAUAUUAAACGUUACAAGUAUAUUUCCCCUUACACGAAGGGCCAAAGGUAUUACCUUUCACUCAUUGAAGUUUGUAAAGCUAUGAAACAGGACCCCAACAUGAACUCCUUGCAUCUCCAAAAUGAUCAGACCAUAACGCAUCCUACAGUUGAUUUCCAUCUUUCAGAUGUGCCUUCUAUUCCAGCUGAAAAUAUUCAGUCUAUAACGCAUCUCCAAAAUGAUCACACUAUAAUGCAUCCUACAGUUGAUUGUCCUCUUUCAGACGUGCCUUCUAUUCCAGCUGAAAAUAUUCAGUCUGUAACGCAUCUCCAAAAUGAUCACACUAUAAUGCAUCCUACAGUUGAUUGCCAUCUUUCAGAUGUGCCUUCUAUUCCAGCUGAAAAUAUUCAGUCUAUAACGCAUCUCCAAAAUGAUAACACUAUAAUGCAUCCUACAGUUGAUUGUCAUCUUUCAGAUGUGCCUUCUAUUCCAGCUGAAAAUAUUCAGUCUAUAACGCAUCUCCAAAAUGAUCACACUAUAAUGCAUCCUACAGUUGAUUGUCAUCUUUCAGAUGUGCCUUCUAGUCCAGCUGAACAUAUUCAGUCUAUAACGCAUCUCCAAAAUGGUCACACUAUAAUGCAUCCUACAGUUGAUUGUCAUCUUUCUGAUGUGCCUUCUAAUCCAGCUGAAAAUAUUCAGAAUCUAGAUAUCAUUCAUGCAGCUGAAAAUAUUCAGAAUCUAGAUAUCAUUCCUCCAGCUGAAAAUAUUCAGAAUCUAGAUGUCAUUCCUCCAGCUGAAAAUAUUCAGAAUCUAGAUAUGUUUCCUCCUGCUGAAAAUAUUCAGAAUCUAGAUAUGUUUCCUCCUGCUGAAAAUAUUCAGAAUCUAGAUAUCUUUCCUCCUGCUGAAAAUAUUCAGAAUCUAGAUAUCUUUCCUCCCGCUGUGCCAUCUUCUCCAGUUGAAGAUGAAGUUGAAGAAGUACCUGAGUAUUGUCCUUGGGCUGUUGUGCAGUAUUAUCGCAUGUAUAUAUACAAGAAGAGCCGGGCUGAUAAAAAAAAGUGGAUACUAAAGGCAAAGAAGCAUCUGUUAUCAGAGGGAUGGGUUUUAGACCAUCCACCUCCAUUUAAUAAGAGAAGGGGAAUAAUAUACAUGUCUCCACAAAAUCGGAAAUUCCCAACACUCCAUGCAGCAUGCAAAUUUUGCAUUGAAGAAACUAUUCCUAAUUGGGACCUUGAAUGGCAGGAGAUGGAUGAAGGUGCUUCUAGUAUUAAACCAACUACAAAUCAAAAGAAGAAAAACAAGAGGGAUUUGAAGGCCAACACACCUAAGGGCCAAAGCAAUGGACCUCGACAGGUGCUAAGAUCAAAUAAGAGGGUGCAAAAGGUGUCUGCCUCUACUCAUUUACAUCACAAGCCUCUAAACAUUCCGUCUUAUUUGAUAGACAGCAACAUCAUCUUACCAAGGUCUAAGGUUUAUUAUAAGGCAAAAGGCACGAACCGUGCAGUCCGAACUUUGGCUGAGGGGAAAAUAACUCAUGAUGGAAUCAAGUGUAACUGUUGCCUUACAAUAUACAGUUUUGCUGGAUUUGAAAAACAUGCUACUGGCAGUAGUACCUGCAGACCCUCUGCUAAUAUCUUUUUGGAUGACGGGAAGUCACUCUUGGACUGCCAGAUACAAAUGAUGCAAGGUCAAAAGAAUAGUGUAGCUAGUGGAAAAGCAUUAAGUGAUCUUUCUCUAGCUGAUAAUGACUACAUUUGUUCAGUUUGUCGCUAUGGUGGUGAACUUAUUUUAUGUGAUAAAUGUCCAUCCUCAUUCCAUAAGACGUGUCUUGGUUUGGAGGAUGUCCCUGAAGGUGACUGGUUUUGUCCAUCAUGUCGUUGCGGGAUUUGUGGCCAAAGGAAAAUUGAUGGAGAUGAGGUUGAACACUUCCUUUCUUGCAUACAAUGUGAACAUAAAUAUCAUGUUAGGUGCCUGAAAAAUGGAGCUGCAAAUACAUCAAGAUAUAAUGGAAACUGGUUCUGUGGAAAAGACUGUGAAAAGAUAUACGAGGGCCUUCAUAAAUUAUUAGGAGAGCCAAUUCCAGUGGCUAGCAAUCUAACUUGGACUUUGGUGAAGUUUAUCAACCCUGACAGUUGUGAUCUUGGUAAUGUUGAAAGUGACUUAGUGGCAGAAAGUUACUGCAAACUCAAUCUUGCUCUUUCGUUGAUGCAUGAAUGUUUUGAGCCCCUAAAAGAACCCUUGACUUCCAGAGAUCUCGUGGAAGAUGCUCUAUUCAGCAGAAGGUCAGAGCUUAACCGAAUAAAUUUCCAGGGUUUCUACACUGUGCUACUUGAGAGAAAUGAAGAACUGGUUAGUGUGGCAACUGUUAGGGUCCAUGGGAAGAAGGUAGCUGAAAUACCUCUUGUUGGUACCAGAUUACAAUAUCGUCGACAUGGAAUGUGUCGCAUUUUAGUAAAUGAGCUUGAAAAGAAGCUCAUGAAAUUAGAUGUGGAGAGGCUGGUUUUGCCGGCUGUUCCUAGUGUGCUAGAGACAUGGACCGGCUCUUUUGGCUUUGCAAAGAUGACUGAUUAUGAGAGAUCUCAGUUUCUGGACUAUACUUUCCUAGAUUUUGAGGGUACCAUUAUGUGCCAAAAGUUGUUGAUGAACAUAGCAUCUUCAGAUUCAGUUUUGUUAACAGAGUCUAAACGUUGCUGUUUUAACCCCAGUAAGUCUGGUCCCAUAUGUGAAGUGCACCAAGGAGAAGCUAUUGACGAAAAUGCUUGUGCUGGCAAUAAUGAUCACCAUGAUUUAAGAGCUAUUGACCCAUUUAGAAUGGUAAAGGAACCGGAUCAACAGUGUCAGAAAGGAACAACCAGUAGUGUGUGCUCGUUUGAUGAACUAGUUGAAAGGAAUGAUGAUGAUCUGUAUAAGUUUGUCUACACACGAAAGAAAAUGAGAAAAUGAUACCAAGGGAUUUAGCAUGGCAUCAUGGCUGUUGCAUGAUAAAUCCUCCAUCUGUCCACAUAAUGUCACAAGUAGUAGACUUUUGUACAGUGUAGAAAUAGCCUUGUACAAAACUCUACUUCAGUUACAAGCGCUUGCGCAGCUGUAAUUUUGCUCUGCAUUCAUGUUGUUACAACCUUGCAUCACUGUGCUUUUUUGCUGUCAUCUGAGUUUGUGAAAUAGAAACGGUAAAUUUGAGUGAGGUUAUAGUUGCACAUUGGACAUUAUCUGUUUUACUAUUUUUCUGUUUUGAAAAUGUAAUGUGCUAUGAAAAGCAAGGAACAUAUGCUUGUAUCAGAAUUUGGUUCUUUUGAUGGAA